ACAUGCCAUUAGGUGGCGCCGUUUAAUUGAACACAUGCAAACUCAUGUGUAAACUUAAAAAAAAUUUCCUAACCUUAAAAACAUAUAUUUAUACAAUUUUUUUGCUAUGGCAAAUUUAAAAAUACAAUCAAAUGUAGAACUUGGUUUUCCUGAAGAUUUCACAGACGAAAAGUGUUCACAUAGUAGAUUUUUUCCAAGUAAAGUAGGCGGAAAACCAUCAUGGUUAGCUUUAUCGGAUAUUCCAACUCCAGACCAAAUUGCGUGCUCUGAUUGUAACAAUCCAACGAUAUUUUUUGCACAAAUUUAUGCACCAAUUGAAACUAACGAUGAUGCCUUCCAUCGAACGAUUUUUGUAUUUAUCUGUAAGAAUAAAUCAUGUACUAAUCAAGAUGUAAAAAUAUUUCGAAGUCAGUUAGCACAUUUAAAUCAAUUUUAUCCAUCUGAUCCACCUGAUAUAAAUGAAGAUAAUUUUAAAAUCGAUGAUUUAAUACAGUUAUGUUCAGUUUGCGGUGGAUCAGGUCCUUUAAAAUGCGCUAAAUGUAAAGCUAUUUCUUACUGUUCGAAAGCACACCAAGCUAUUGAUUGGAAAAAGCAACAUAAACAAGAAUGUACUACUUUAAGUAAAUACAAUUCAACAUUAGCUUCAGAUGAGGUUUUAUUUAAAGAACUUGAGAUUGUAAUGGAAACUGAAGAGAUUCCAGAUGAAAAUGAAGAGAAAACUGAAGAAGAAAAAUUAGCUGAAUAUGAACAAUUAGUAAAAGAUGGCAAAGCAGGUACACUAAGUGAUGUUAAAGAUGAAGAGCUGUUAGAAUGUGCUAAAGGUAUAGAAGAGGAUAAAGUUUUUGAAAAAUUUAAAAAGCGAAUAGUGCAUUACCCAGAUCAAAUUAUAAGAUAUGAAAGAAAUGGUGUUCCCCUAAGGAUAUCAGAUGCCCAACUUCCAGAAAUUCCACGAUGCGAGUAUUGUAAUAGCGAAAGACAAUUCGAAUUUCAAAUUGUUCCUCAAAUUUUAUAUGAAUUAAAAGAAGAUUCUGUGGAUUUUGGAACUUUAGAUGUUUAUACAUGCUCGAAGAGUUGCAGUAUCAAAGAUAAUCCCAUAACUUAUAAAAAUGAAUAUAUCUUAGCAUCCUGA
Chrysoperla carnea is the source of this 1129-nucleotide messenger RNA. It is a transcript of the gene Zfrp8, whose product is annotated as programmed cell death protein 2. Gene Ontology annotation, cellular component: cytoplasm; nucleus. Lineage: Eukaryota; Metazoa; Arthropoda; Insecta; Neuroptera; Chrysopidae. The transcript has 3 exons. The coding region runs from base 107 to 1129 and encodes 340 amino acids. The record is from RefSeq and is a predicted model, not a curated record.